Rhinichthys klamathensis goyatoka is the source of this 1326-nucleotide messenger RNA. RefSeq names its product carboxypeptidase B1 (tissue) (gene cpb1). Gene Ontology annotation, biological process: proteolysis. Bases 46 to 1296 code for a protein of 416 amino acids. The transcript has 11 exons. The record is from RefSeq and is a predicted model, not a curated record. NCBI's taxonomy places the organism in Eukaryota, Metazoa, Chordata, Actinopteri, Cypriniformes, Leuciscidae. Gene Ontology annotation, molecular function: zinc ion binding; metallocarboxypeptidase activity.
UUAUAAAAAGAGAUCUGUGUGCGGAGCAAAAAACACACAGGCAAAAUGAAGAUCCUUUUGCUCUUGGGAUUGGUGGCUGUCGCUCUCUGUGAGCCAACCAGAUUUGUGGGCGAUAAAGUCAUCCGCCUGACACCUGCAAAUGACGAGCAAGUGACAACCAUCAAGGAACUGGGACAAAAAGUCAAGGUGGAUUUCUGGAAACCUGACAGUCCUGACCUUGUGACCGUUGGCAUGAAGGUUGACAUUCAUGUUCCUGCAGCCCAGCUUGACAUGGUCUUCACCAUUUUACAGCAGAGUGGCAUGGAAGCUAAGGUCAUGUUUGAAAAUCUUCAGGAUGCUGUGGAGGAUCAGAUGGACAACAAGAGGGUGACGAAAGCCCAUGACUACACAAAGUACCACAACUGGGCGACGAUUAAUGACUGGGCAAUCUCCAUCAGCUCUGCCAAUUCUAACCUGAUCAGCAGGCAGGUGAUCGGGAACACUUAUGAGGGACGCCCCAUGCACCUUCUUACGAUUGGAAAGAAGACAGGCUCUGCUAAGCCAGCUGUCUUCAUGGACUGUGGCUUUCACGCCAGAGAAUGGAUCACUCAUGCUUUCUGUCAGUGGUUCGUAAACGAGGCUGUGUCCACCUAUGGAAGUGAUCCUGAGAUGACCAACCUUCUCGAUAGAAUGGACUUCUUUGUUCUGCCUGUCUUCAACAUUGAUGGCUAUGAAUACACCUGGUCCAAUAACAGGAUGUGGAGAAAGACUCGAUCCAAGAACAGUGGCACCACCUGUAUCGGUACUGACCCCAACAGAAACUUUGAUGCUGGAUGGUGCACCACUGGAGCUUCCAGCAACCCUUGCAGUGAUACCUACUGUGGAAGCAGCCCAGAGUCUGAGAUUGAGUCCAAGAAUUUGGCCAACUUUAUCCGCACCAACAAGUCUAUCAUCAAGGCCUACCUGACUGUCCACUCAUAUUCCCAGCUGCUCCUCUUCCCCUAUUCCUACAAAUAUGGCCUGGCUGCUGACCACUCAGAGCUGCUGAGUGUGUCUCAGGGAGCUAUUGCAGCUUUGCGCACCCUGUACGGAACCAAAUACACUAGCGGCCCUGGUGCUACGACCAUCUACCCGGCUGCUGGUGGCUCUGAUGACUGGGCUUAUGACCUGGGUGUGAAGUAUUCAUACACCUUUGAGCUGCGUGACGAAGGACGCUACGGGUUCCUGCUGCCCGAGUCCCAGAUCAAGCCCACUUGUGAGGAGACCAUGCUGGCUGUCAAAUACAUCGCUAGCUAUGUGCUCAACAACCUGUACUGAGAGGGAACUGUCUGGAAGAAAGCCUUGCGA